CUCUCUCCCAUAGCUUCAUUGUAUGGCUCAUCAGCUUAAUUCCACGGUAAUUAGUACAGCUCUGAACACCCGCCCUUGUUCUUGAAGAUUGGUACUAAUAUACCCCGUCUCCAUUCUUCUGGCAUCUUGUUUGCCCGAAAAAUGAGCUUGAAAAGCUUGGUUAGCCAUACUAUCGCUAUGUCCCCGAGGCCUUUCCACACCUCAAUGGGGAUACAAUCAGGACCCAUCGCCUUGCCUUCUUUCAUCCUUUUUAACGCCUCCUUGACCUCAAACUCCUGGAUUCGCCGCACAAAAGGCGUGUCGGUCUCAUCAAAGGAGUCGUCUAGUUGAAUGGUAGAACUCUCAUUCUCCCCAUUGAACAACUUGUCAAAGUACUCCCGCCAUCUAAUGCUUAAUCUCUCCGUCCUUGAUGCAUUUGACUUGGCCAGUAUCCCUCGUCUUCCUCUCUCGAAUCUUGGCCAUCUUAUAGAUGUCCCUUUCACCUUCCUUUGUGCCUAACCGUUGGUAGAGGUCCUCAUAUGCCCGAACCCUCGCUUCAUUGACAGCUCGCUUUGCGCCCUUCUUCGCCAUCUUGUACUUCUCUAUGUUGUCCGCACUCCUAUCUAGGUAUAGGCGUCUGAAGCAAUCUUUCUUCUUUUUAAUCGCUUUCUGGACAACAUCAUUCCACCACCAGGUAUCCUUAUCUUCGCUUUUCCUCCCCUUGGACACUCCAAACUCCUCUGAUGCCACCUUACAAAUGCAAGUCGCCAUCUUCAUCCACACAUUGUCCGCAUCCCCUCCUUCCUCCCAAGGGCCCUCCUGAACAAAAUCCGUAGCGAUCAUUGAGUGAAGAGCCUACUUCCAAGUUCUGCAUGGCUGGUUGCGAAUGCACCGAGGGCUUGGAGUAUCACACCAGAUUCUUGUACAUUCUUACUACAGAUACGAUUAACAUGAGAGAUAAAACAACUCUGAAUCUGAACAGCAAUGGAAGUCGAAUCAGCAACUAGCUGCGGCCUGUAGCUUGUUCAGCACCAUCAUACAGAAUCAUCACUCGCCAGUAGCCUUCUGGUAGAGCCAAAUGCAGAGUCAGAGGGCAUCAAGCAAAACAAGGCCCGGAGUAUACACUGCAGCAUCCUAGUGAGGCAUGACGCUGCUGGAAGGCCCCGUAUUGAGAACUGAGAACACGAUACAACGGUAUAUGAAGUCCAAGGCUGAUUGGUGGACAAAUGUCGUGAGCAUAUCCGGCGUGGUGCUACAGUUGACAAGACUGUCUGCCGCCAAAAUCUUGGAAGGUUAACGCAUUUGUGGUUGAAGGCAGAACAAGAGAGGCAACACAACUACUUGAAAGAUGGGCCAUAUGUGACACCUGAAGAAGCAGUUGCUAUUUAUCCAACUAUUUCCUGUGCACAUCUUUGGCACAAGGUCCAUGAAAGUGUUGCUAUGGAUCUUUGCCAAGUUCUGGGUCAGGAGUUGGAUGCGCUGGAGAUUGAGAGAGUACAGAAGGAGACAAUACAUCCAAGGAAGAGUUGCAAGAUGAACAGUUCAUGUGCAGAUUUCCCUUUUGCUGCACAUAGAUGGCAGAUGUCCAAACCAAGCUUAUUUUGUGAGUCAAAGGAUGUCUUCGAUCAGAAAGCCAGUAACAAGCACUGGAUUGAUGUGCAACCAAGAUGGGGAGACUACAAUUCACACGACAUAGAACGUUACGCAAGAGCAAAAUUUAUGGACUACACAACACAUAAUUUGUCCAUCUACCGUUCUCGGACCGGGGUGAUGAUUGGACUUGAUCUAGUUUAUAAUUUGCACUCUGCUUUUGGUAAGUGGUUCCCCGGGUCAAAGCCCCUCCUUCAGCAAGCACUGAACAAGAUCAUGAAGUUAAAUCAUGCUCUGUAUGUGCUGAGGGAGAGAAUAAGAAAGGGUCUUCAGUUGUAUUCAUCUGAACCCACCGCCCACCGAGCCAUAUCUGUCUUCAUAGAACUACGGUACAGAGAUAUAUUCAGCAAUCAAAUCGUAUGGUUUGUGGAUGACACAAAUGUCUAUCGUGUUACCAUUCACAAAACCGAGGGUAACAUGACGGCGAAACCAAUCAAUGGUGCUAUCUUUAUUUUCAAUCCAAGAACUGGUCAACCAACUAUUUCUGAAGGUCAUCCACACAAGUGUAUGGGCAGGACAAAGCAAGUUAUUGUGACAAGGAAGGGUAUGUUGGAUCCCUUGGAAGUCAAAGCCAAUUAUUGUGACAAGGGUAUGAGCAAGCAGCAUUUGCAUCGAAGACAGAUUUGCGUGUCAGGGCCAUCUCUGCUAUGAACCUGUAUUUCCGUUUCAACCACAUUUAUGUUAACUCGGAUGAUAUAAAAGUCAGAGGAGCAAUUUAUGUUCUUCGAUUUGCCCAUAAAAUCGCCAAAUAACAACGGUCAAACUGGCUAUACUUACAUCAUGCCAAAGAAUAUAUUGAAGAAUUUGAUAUGCAUAGCAGAUCUACGGACACAGGUUGCAGGUUUCCUGUAUGGGCUGAGUCCACGGGAUAAUCCUCAAGUCAAGGAGAUGAGAUGCAUAUCCAUUCCGCCACAGCAUGGAAGUCACCAAAUGGUGACUUUGCCAGCGAAUCUACCAGAGCAUGAGAUCCUUGCUGACUUCGAGCCGUUGGGACCCAGCCGAAUGAAGCUCCUGAGCUAUCACCUCAAGGCCACGCCUGCGGACCUGAAAAGCUCUCUCGCCCGUGCCGCUCUCACGGGCGGCAAGGCGAACCCUAGCCACCGUCGGCCAGCGACCCUCCCCCGACCCUCCCUCCCACUUGCCGCCACCGGAGUGCGCCGCCGGGCGAAGCCCGGCUGGCGUGGGUGGCGGCGGGGCCUUCUUCCCCUUCUCCCAUGGCUUCCGGCGGCGCGGGACGCAGGGCCGCGGUGUGGAGCGCGUCGUUCGCGCGGGACGGCGCGACGGCGACCCGAGCGGCGUGCCAGUGGCGCGGCCGUGCGGCGGAGCGGCGGCGACUGCGUGGUUCUGGAGGCGCGGGCUUGGGCGUGGGGCGGGCGAGGUGGCUGGCUGCUUCAAGGCUUCCUCAUCAGAUCCCGGCGACAAGGGUCGCGGGCUGCGGCGGCACGGGCUGGCGGCGGUGUCCGGCUAGGCUGGGCCGACCUCUAUCAUGGUGAGGCGUGCCGGCUGGUGCGCUGGUGGCGGGGCAUAGCUGUACGGGCGCGGAGGCUGCAGAUCUGGUUGUGGUUGCGGCAUCGCCCGUGCGGUCGAUGCGGGUGGUGGUGGCGGUGGUCUCCGGGAGGGGGCGGCGGCGGUUGUCGGCCAAAUCAGCUGGGAUCUGGCCCAUGGCCGUCGGUGGGCGGUUUGGGGCUGUCCCUCAGAGUCUCGGCGGGGAUGUGGGCUGCCACGGCGUGGUGGUGGCUCAUGGCGGUGGUCUGGAUCGUGUCACGGCGGCGGCUGGUCAUGUCCAAGAGCGGCGUCGGCCGUCGGAUUUGGCAUGACAUGCUAAAAUUUUGGAGAAGAACAAGGCGUGACAUGGUGAAAAGUGCAUCAUUUGACCUCCGGUUAACAUCUUGGGCACUGGCAUCAUUGGGCCAGCAGUCUGAAGGCAUCCCACGCCAGAGACCUGACGUCACCGGCACAUCACCUUUACCUCGUGAUCGAAUAUUCUCAUGGCCAUGGAGGAGAGGCGGCGAGCGGAGAAGGCCGAGGAGGGGCUGAGGACGGACAUGUAGCUUAGCUGCUGGGGCCCCCAAAUUAGGAGUACUAGCAGCUGGGGGUGUUGAGUUCGUUGCAGCUUGUGCUUAUGUUAUGUGACAAUCCCCAGACGAUCGGUUGUAAAGAUACCAUGAUGAUGACGAUGAUGAAAAUUUUGGCUAUGAGUUUACAUCACCCUCUAUGUUCAUGUGCUUCUAUGACUAGUUUCCGAACAAAAGGCGAACGGCCAAUCUUUAUCAAGAGAGGAAGAAAGUUCAGAGUUUCACAGGGAGAGUAACUCAGCAAAGCAAGCAGACAGGCAUACUCAUUCAUUCGGAAUCACCACGCAUCUAACACGGUAAUUGCCUUUGGCUCCUAGGAGCCAAAACACCGCGUCCGCGUAUAUAGUUCUGUAUUGCAGGGGUCAAUGGUGCAAUAGUAGUGCAGUUGAUCUGGCCAUCGUAAAAUCAAUCAAAUUAUGACUAUCUAUCUAUGCCUGCUGAAUGACAGAGUCGAAAGAAGAAGAGAAAUGCAUGGGACCCAAUUCAGAAGACAUAGAUUGCCUCGACGUUGUCGAUGAGAAUUCCCUCAAGUCCAAGGAAUACCUGUGGGCGCUGUACGAGUACUGGUGCGAGUAUCAUGAGCUAUCGCGCGGCCCUGCCGAGAUGCGCCGCCGGUUCAAGACAUUUAGCAAGACGGCGAGGCGUGUGCAUGAAGUCAACAAGUCGGGCGCGAGCUACAAGUUAAGACUCAACCAGUUUGCAGAUAUGAGCCUGGCAGAGAUCAAGAGGCAUUUUCCUCUGAUGCGGCCGGAUCAUUUGGGUUAGGGUUCCUAGCUAGUUAGAUCAUUUGAGUUCAAUAAAAGCUGUAUUUCCUGCAUCUGGUACGUGCUGCUGCAUGUGUAUUGGAGGAACAUC
Triticum aestivum (bread wheat) is the source of this 4559-nucleotide messenger RNA. RefSeq names its product pre-mRNA-processing-splicing factor 8A. Gene Ontology annotation, cellular component: U5 snRNP; catalytic step 2 spliceosome. Bases 2347 to 3666 code for a protein of 439 amino acids. Gene Ontology annotation, biological process: mRNA splicing, via spliceosome; spliceosomal tri-snRNP complex assembly. The record is from RefSeq and is a predicted model, not a curated record. The transcript is spliced from 8 exons. Lineage: Eukaryota; Viridiplantae; Streptophyta; Magnoliopsida; Poales; Poaceae. Gene Ontology annotation, molecular function: U1 snRNA binding; pre-mRNA intronic binding; U5 snRNA binding.